UACCUGCGCGAAAUCCUGACGGCCAAGGUCUACGACGCCGUGGUGGAGACCCCACUGCAGCCUGCCACCCAGCUGAGCCAGGCACUCCAGAGCACCCUGCUCCUGAAGAGGGAGGACCUGCAGCCCGUCAAGUCGUUCAAGCUGCGGGGGGCCUUCAACUGCAUGACGCAGCUGACUCCAGAGCAGCUGGCGGCCGGCGUGAUCACCGCCAGCGCCGGGAACCACGCGCAGGGCGUCGCAUUCUCCGCCAAGCAGCUGGGCUGCGAGGCCAUCAUCUGCAUGCCAGUGACCACCCCCGCCAUCAAAGUGGCGGCGGUGCGUGCCCUGGGCGCGGGCGUGGAGCUGGUGGGCGAGACGUUUGGCGAAACCAACACACACGCCCAGGCGCGCGCGGCGGCGGAGGGCCGUACCUUUGUCCCGCCCUUCGACGACCCCUACGUCAUCGCCGGCCAGGGCACGGUGGCCGCCGAGAUCCUGCGCCAGACCGACAUGGACUCCCUGGACGCCAUCUUCGUCGCCGUGGGCGGCGGUGGGUUGAUCGCGGGCAUCGCCGCCUACGUCAAGGCGGUCAAGCCCGGGAUCAGGGUGUACGGCGUGGAGCCGGCGGGGGCCAACGCCAUGGCGCAGAGCCUGGCGCGAGGCCGGCGCGUACAGUUGUCGCGCGUCGACGGCUUCGCCGACGGCGUGGCGGUGAAGCAGGUGGGCGCGGAGACCUUCCGCCUGUGCCGGGCCCUGGUGGAUGGCGUGCUCCUGGUGGACAACGCGGCCAUCAGCACCGCCAUCAAGGACGUGUUCAACGAGACGCGGUCCAUCCUGGAGCCGGCGGGCGCGGUGGCGGUGGCAGGGGCCAAGGCCUUCCUGCGCCGGCCCGAGGGCAGGGGGGCCACGGUGGUGGCGGUGACCUCAGGGGCCAACAUGAACUUCGACCAGCUACGGGUCGUGUCAGAGAUGGCUGACAUCGGGGGCGGGGCGGAGGCCAUGCUGGUCACCACCAUCCCAGAGGACCGCGGAGCCUUCCUAAACUUCAUGGAGAUUGCGCUGGGGGGCAGCCCGGUGUCCGUCACCGAGUUCAAGUACCGGCACUCGAGCGCCGACGCCGCCCACAUCCUGUUCUCCAUCUCCCUGGCGCCGCACUCCCCGGAGUGCACGGCCGUCGUCCGGCGGGUGAACGACGCCGGAUUGGCGACGCGGGACAUCAGUAACCUGGAGCUCCACCUGCGGCACCUGGUGGGCGGGCGGGCGCGCAUCGAGGGCGGCCGCCAGUUGGUGCACGAGCGCAUCUUCCAGGUGGACUUCCCCGAGGUGCCGGGGGCGCUGUACCGCUUCCUGCGCCGCCUGUCCCCCAUCUGGAACAUCACGCUCUUCCACUACCGGAGGACAGGCCGGCAAUCGUCUGGGGUCCUGCUGGGGCUGCAGGUCCCGCCCGAGGACUCGGCGCUGCUCCAGACCUGCAUCGCCGAGCUGGGAGCGCAGUACACAUUCACGGAACUGGGCAAGGAGGGCAAGGAGGUGUUUGACAUGUUCAUCUCGUGA
Auxenochlorella protothecoides is the source of this 1533-nucleotide messenger RNA. Its product is annotated as L-threonine dehydratase biosynthetic IlvA. Gene Ontology annotation, biological process: L-threonine catabolic process. The transcript has 9 exons. The annotation marks the transcript as partial. Lineage: Eukaryota; Viridiplantae; Chlorophyta; Trebouxiophyceae; Chlorellales; Chlorellaceae. Gene Ontology annotation, molecular function: threonine deaminase activity. The record is from RefSeq and is a predicted model, not a curated record.